CUAUUUGCUAACCUCAUCUGUCUGCUAACUGGUGUUGGCAGGUUUCUUACUGAGCAUCCUUGAUGAAAACCAGUAGGACUCAUGCUGCCAACAAGGUUGAUAAGAAUGAAAUUUGCAGGCCACACAACCAAGACAAUAACCUGAAAGAGGCUAAAAAGCUUAGUAGAGCUGCACAAUUGGGUGAUAAUUUUGCUAGAGCUGUUAAACAACUGGUCCUUUUCAGAUUACACUCAGUGGUAUAAUCCGGUGUAGAAGUGUAGUUUGACGUUUUGGAAAAUUUGCUGCUUUGCUUUAAAAUGAUACCUAAUGUUACCAGAUUUGAGAAAGUGGUGGUCUUCUCCUGAGUGGCAUGAGUAAGAAUUCAUAAUUGUUAAGUAAAUGUGUGUCUAUGUGUUGGUGUAGGCUCCUAUUGAGUAUCAGGCACUGAUGCAGAUGGAAUAUCUGGACAGCGUCGUCAAUGAAUCUCUCCGACUGUAUCCCAUUAUCUUUCGUGUGGAGCGUGUGGCCAAGGCGACUGUGGAAAUAGAUGGCCUUGUGAUUCCAAAGGGUAUGGUCAUCACGGUGCCCACAUGGACGCUGCACCGGGACCCUAACCUGUGGCCCGAACCUGAGGAGUUCAGACCUGAGAGAUUCAGCAAGGAAAACAAGGAGACUAUCGAUCCGUACACGUACAUGCCUUUCGGGGCAGGACCGAGGAACUGCAUUGGGAUGAGAUUUGCUCUGGUGUUGAUAAAGCUUGCAAUAGUAGAGAUCCUCCAGAGAUACAGCUUCUCUGUGUGUAAGGAGACCGAGGUGCCCCUUGAGAUGGACGUUCAAGCCCUGCUUACGCCAAAACGGCCAAUCAAGCUGAAGCUGGUGCCACGUUCUGAAGCCUCCAACUAAAAA
Messenger RNA from Monopterus albus (swamp eel), 885 nucleotides. RefSeq names its product cytochrome P450 3A40. The record is from RefSeq and is a predicted model, not a curated record. The transcript has 3 exons. Gene Ontology annotation, molecular function: oxidoreductase activity, acting on paired donors, with incorporation or reduction of molecular oxygen; steroid hydroxylase activity; heme binding. NCBI's taxonomy places the organism in Eukaryota, Metazoa, Chordata, Actinopteri, Synbranchiformes, Synbranchidae. Bases 427 to 882 code for a protein of 151 amino acids.